Molecule: messenger RNA, 1195 nt
Organism: Pteronotus mesoamericanus
Lineage: Eukaryota; Metazoa; Chordata; Mammalia; Chiroptera; Mormoopidae
Gene: PMVK
Product: phosphomevalonate kinase
Exons: 5
Coding region: 238-816 (192 amino acids)
Biological process (GO): cholesterol biosynthetic process; isopentenyl diphosphate biosynthetic process, mevalonate pathway
Cellular component (GO): cytoplasm
Molecular function (GO): phosphomevalonate kinase activity
Source: RefSeq, a predicted model, not a curated record
AAGGCCGCCCUGGGAAUUAGCCUCCUUUGCCUCCGUAUUUAAUUAGCUUAGACGUUAAUAAAAACGUUCGUAGGUGCAUCUGUGGGCUGGCAGCCAUCUUUACAGCUGUGGAGAAGACGCGUGCGGUAGCCCUCGCUGUUGUCGCUCCUCCUAGUGGCCGCAUCCAUUUUGCGUUGGUGGCGCAAUUUCAAGGUUGGGAGUAGUGUCUUCUUUAGGUUCGCAAAGCGCGGAGACCCCAUGGCCCCGCUGCGGGGAGGCCCCCGGCUGGUGCUGCUGUUCAGCGGGAAGAGGAAAUCCGGGAAGGACUUCGUGACCGAGGCGCUGCAGAGCAGACUGGGAGCUGAUAUCUGUGCUGUCCUCCGGCUCUCCAGUCCGCUCAAGGAGCAGUAUGCUCAGGAGCACGGAUUGAACUUCCAGAGACUCCUGGAUGCCAGCACCUACAAGGAGGCCUAUCGGAGGGACAUGAUCCUUUGGGGAGAGGAGAAGCGCCAGGCUGACCCAGGCUGCUUCUGCAGGAAAGUCGUGGCGGGCGUCUCCCAGCCGGUCUGGCUGGUGAGUGACACACGGAGGGUGUCUGACAUCCAGUGGUUCCGGGAGACCUAUGGGGCUGUGGUGCAGACCGUUCGUGUGGUGGCCUCGGAGCAGAGCCGACAGCAGCGGGGCUGGGUGUUCACACCAGGAGUGGAUGAUGUUGAGUCAGAAUGUGGCCUGGACAACUUUGGGGACUUCGACUGGGUCAUUGAGAACCAUGGAGAUAAGCAGCGCCUGGAGGAGCAGUUGGAGAACCUGACAGAGUUUGUCCACGCCAGACUUUAGUUGUCAGGCUCUAGGAGCACCAGAUGCUGCCGAGGCAAGGAUGGGAAUGACUGCUGGACAUGUGGUUGCGGGCCCUGGCCAAGGCAGGGAGCACACAGAGGGUCUGGGUCCAGAUUUCUGGGGAGCCAGCAGAUGUCAGGGAGGUCAAGAGACCUCCAGGACCUCAUUUCUCUGUGGACUGGACGGCUCUGCCUCUUAGGAGAAGGCUUAAAGGGCAAAGGGCUGUGAUUGAGGCAGAAACGCCGCCACCUGCAUUGGUGCCUGGCCUGUCCACCUGCCGUGGCCUUGCUCCCCCAUCAGGAUGCUUUUAGCUCUUAGUUCUGGGUAAGAAUGUGGACAUGAAUAAAUGUCUUUGGAACACAUGCUCAGAACUGGGUAU